Messenger RNA from Abrus precatorius (Indian licorice), 1539 nucleotides. RefSeq names its product cytochrome P450 89A2-like. The coding region runs from base 1 to 1539 and encodes 512 amino acids. Gene Ontology annotation, cellular component: membrane. NCBI's taxonomy places the organism in Eukaryota, Viridiplantae, Streptophyta, Magnoliopsida, Fabales, Fabaceae. The record is from RefSeq and is a predicted model, not a curated record. Gene Ontology annotation, molecular function: heme binding; oxidoreductase activity, acting on paired donors, with incorporation or reduction of molecular oxygen, NAD(P)H as one donor, and incorporation of one atom of oxygen; iron ion binding. The transcript has a single exon.
AUGGAAUUAUGGUUCUUCUAUCUUCUUGCAUUAAUUCCUUUCUGUAUAUUUUUUCAAACCCUUCUCAAAUUCAUCUACAACAAGAGGUUACCACCAAGCCCUCCUACCAUACCCAUCUUAGGCAACAUAUUUUGGCUCCUCAAAUCGUCCAAAAAUUUUGCUGAUCUUGAGCCUAUCCUUCGCUCUUUACGUUCCAAGUAUGGUAACAUUGUUACCAUUCACAUUGGCUCUACACCUGCCAUUUUCAUAACAUCUCAUGAAGCUGCUCAUCGAGCACUUGUUAAAAAUGGCACUAUCUUUGCUGGUCGUCCCUUGGCUCUUGAAACCAUCCAAGUCUUUUUCCCUAACCAAUACACCAUCACUACGUCUCCAUACGGUUCCAAUUGGCGGUUUUUGCGCCAAAAUUUAAUGCAUGUAAUUCAACCUUCUCGGUUAGACUCAUAUUCCCAUUGUCGUAAGUGGGCAUUGAAUAUAUUCAAGAAACAUCUUUUGGCUGAUAUUGAAUUAAACAAUAAGGCUGUACCAAUUGAUGAUCAUUUUAAUUUUGCAUUGUAUGUUUUACUUUCAUAUAUAUGUUUUGGAGAAAAACUUGAUGAGAAGAUUGUAAAAAAUAUUCAAAGGGUACAGCAUAGUUUUAUCCACAAUUUCAUUAGGUUCAAUGUGUUGAAUUUUGUACCCGUCUUGUCCAAGAUUGUGUUUAGAAGAUUAUGGAGAGAGAUCUUGGAAAUUCGUCAAAAUCAAGUGAAUGUCUUCCUCCCCAUCAUAAAAGCACGCCAUGAGAAAAUGAAAAACAAAGUUGGUAUUGAAGAUGACAAUGAAACAAAGUUUAAGGCUUAUGUAGAUACCCUUUUUGAUAUGAAACUCCCAAGUAAUGGAAGCAAGCUAACAGAUGAAGAGUUGGUGAGUUUGUGUUCCGAGUUUAUGUUAGGUGGCACAGACACAACAGUUGCUACAUGGUUAUGGACCAUGGCGAACUUAGUGAAGUACCAAAACAUACAAGAGAAAUUGCUUGAUGAAAUUAAGGAUGUUGUGAAACCUAAUGAAGUCAUUAUUGAAGAGGAACAUUUGAAAAACAUGCCUUAUUUAAAGGCUGUGGUGUUAGAGACCUUACGAAGACACCCACCGGGUCAUUUUAUAUUGCCUAGGGCAGUUACACAAGAUACUAUUAUGGAUGGUUAUGACAUACCCAAAAAUGCAAUAGUGAAUUUUCUUGUAGCUGAAUUUGGGUGGGAUCCAAAUGUGUGGGAAGAUCCAAUGGAGUUUAAACCUGAAAGGUUUUUGAGGUGCAAUGAAGGAGAUGCUAAAUUUGAUCUAAAAGGAAAUGCAAAAAUUAAAAUGAUGCCUUUUGGUGCAGGAAGGAGAGUUUGUCCAGCAAUUAGUAUGGCUAUGCUUCACCUUGAGUACUUUGUGGCCAAUUUGGUGAGGGAUUUUAAAUGGACACUUGAAAAUGGGUGUGAAGUUGACAUGAGUGAGAAACAAGCUUUCACUAUAGUAAUGAAGAAUCCAUUGAAGCCAUGUGUAUCUCCAAGAAACACUUGA